Ceratitis capitata (Mediterranean fruit fly) is the source of this 1991-nucleotide messenger RNA. It is a transcript of the gene DPCoAC, whose product is annotated as mitochondrial coenzyme A transporter SLC25A42. Bases 1 to 1131 code for a protein of 376 amino acids. Gene Ontology annotation, biological process: transmembrane transport. Lineage: Eukaryota; Metazoa; Arthropoda; Insecta; Diptera; Tephritidae. The record is from RefSeq and is a predicted model, not a curated record. The transcript has 7 exons.
AUGAGCCGUCUCCUCGAGAAGCCUAGCAUUGCGAUGUCUCUCAAGUCGUCGUCGUCGUCGUCGCCAUCGUCAGGUAGUCAAUUGUCCUCAAGUGCAGCAGUUGUUGGCAAUGCCACCAGCUUGGGUGCCAGUGCUAGUGAAACUGCUGCGUCGCAGAGCCAAACAGAACUGAGCGCAGAUCACCGAGCUGUGGUGACUAGUUUGGGUAAAAAUCAGAAUGGCCACACUAUUUUCGAUGAAGUUUUUAUAAGCUUGAUUUCGGGUUCAGCUGCUGGAGCUUUAGCGAAAACCACUAUUGCGCCCCUGGAUCGAACGAAAAUAAAUUUCCAAAUCAGUAAAAAUGUUCCAUACUCAUUCAAAGCAGCUCUUAAUUUUCUAAGAAAUACCUACGAAAAGGAAGGUAUCCUGGCGUUAUGGCGCGGCAAUUCGGCGACCAUGGCACGCAUUGUACCUUAUGCAGCCAUACAAUUCACAGCGCACGAGCAAUGGCGUAAAAUACUGCAAGUGGAUAAGGAUGGUUCCGACACAAAAGGCAGACGUUUUAUAGCGGGUUCAUUGGCUGGCAUAACUUCUCAAUCUCUGACAUAUCCACUGGAUUUGGCACGAGCGCGAAUGGCUGUUACCGACAAAUAUACUGGUUAUAAAACGCUACGGCAAGUGUUUGUUAAAAUUUGGGUGGAGGAAGGACCACGCACGCUGUAUCGAGGUUAUUUUGCUACCGUAUUGGGCGUGAUACCAUAUGCGGGUGUUUCCUUCUUUACAUAUGGCACCCUCAAACGUGAAUAUUAUGAGGUAACAGGAAACGCGAAACCAAAUACUCUAGUCACACUUGCAUUUGGUGCUGUUGCUGGUGCAGCAGGUCAAACUUCUAGCUAUCCGCUUGACAUUGUGCGUCGGCGCAUGCAAACAAUGGGUGUCAAUAAAGGCGCUAACAAUCAAUAUCGCACCAUAUACUCAACCUUGAAGAAAAUUUAUAAGGAAGAAGGUAUCAAAAAUGGAUUCUACAAAGGACUUAGCAUGAACUGGAUUAAAGGUCCUAUAGCUGUUGGUAUCAGCUUCUCUGCCUACGAUUUAAUUAAAGAGCUGCUCAGAGAGUUAUUCCAUUUGAAGCGUGGGCGAUACGAUGCAUAAAUUAUUCGUUUCUUUUAUAUUUUAUUUAGAUUAUUCUAUAUUAUAUUAUAUAUAUUUUAUGUUAAUUUUUUUUUUAUUGGAAAAUAUGCUAAACGGCGGUAUACUGAAUGACAAGAAUUCAUGACCAAAAAUUAAAAAUUAAUUAUGCACUGUAUACAUUAAUGUUAACAAUGCGAAACGUUCAAUUAAUAUAUGUACACUUAUACAUACAUAAAUUCAAAAUACUGAAUAUUUUGGUAUGCAAGAAUUUCUGCGUUCUAGUAGCAGUUUUAGAGCAAUUUGCCAUUUACACGUCCUUUAGAUAAUAUUAAACCGUAUCCGAUUUAGAUUCGAAUUUGUUGAGAGCCAAGUUUUGUUCCUUUUAAAUGUGUUAUUAUGUAUAUAAAAUGUAAUUGUAAUAUUAAAUACGAUUAUUAUUUAAUUAAUUACUAUGAUAAGCACAAUGCGACAAUAAAUCUUAACUGAUUUUUUUUUUGGUAUGUCAUAUAAUAUAUACAUAAUUAAAAAGCAAAUACAUACUUACAUAUGUGUUUAAGACUACUGGUUGCAUACGUAUGCACUUGUUUGUGUGCAAAUAGUUGCUAAGUAAGUAUAAGGAGUUCGGUUCUAACUUUUCGAGAAAGUCUGUAUUGUGUAAUAUUUGAGUUAAUAAAUAUAUACAUACAUACAUAUAUACUAAAUGAUAUCUUUAUCUACGUUGUACAAGAAAACAUUUAAAUAUGCUUUUACUCCCACACAUACGAUUACUUACAUACUAAAGGAUUGAUGAUUAUUGGAAUUUUCAUGGACUAUUUGCGAACAUUACUUUUGUAAAAUAUACAAAGUUUAAUAAAUAAAAAUAAAUGACCGAAAUUUUUGAA